AUGAAUAAUGAUGAAGUACUUCUAGAAAGUGAUGGUGUUAUUAUUAAACAAUCUGAUUAUAAUAGAUUAGAAGAAGAUCAUAUGCUUAAUGAUGUAAUUGUUAAUGCAUAUUUAGGUGAAUUAGAAAAGCAAUUUAUUAGUUGUCAUUUUAAAGUCUUUAAUACUUUCUUUAGUGCUAAAAUUCAUUCUAUUUGUAAUGUAAAUGAUGAUGACCUAAGAGAACAACGAUAUAAUCAAUUAGUAAAUUGGUUAAAAAAUGAUGAAAAUUUAACAGAUUUACGAUUUUUAUUAUUUCCAUGUCAUUAUGAAUCACAUUGGUUUACUAUAAUUGUUUGUAAUAAAACUCAAAAGUCUCAACCACAAGAAGAUUGGGAAAGAAUUAAUUCAGAUGAAGAAGGAGCUGUUUUUGAAAUUGAAAUUGGAAAAGAAAAAAGUUAUUGUGAACAUUAUAAAAAAAGUGAUAUUGGAACAGAGCUUCAAGACCCUCUUUCUCAAACACUUUUAGAUUCUCCAUUUAAAAAACAAACAACACUAAGUUUAAAUAGUGAAAUUAAUACGUCACCCAAUUUAUUUUUCUCCUCACAAAAUAGUACUGAAUUAAAAAAAAAUUUAAGUCAAUUAAGAGAUGCUUCAAUUUCUAUUGAACCAUGUUGUGAAGAUUAUAUUGAUUCACCAUGUAUUCUUGUAAUAGAUUCUUUAAAAAGUAUUUCUCAAACAAAUGAAUUAACAAAUAAUAUUUUAGAAUUUAUUAGAUGGGAAUAUAAAAGAAAAGAAAAAGAAAAGAAAUGGGAUGAAGAAUGGGAACAACAUAAAAGAAUUCUUUCACUUGAUGUACCUCAACAAAGUAAUGGUGUUGAUUGUGGUGUAUUUAUGUUAUAUUUCAUUCGUAAAUUUAUGGAAUAUACUCCAUCAGAUGGAACAAAAUUUAAACAAAUAGUAGAUGAUAUGGAUCCAAAGAAAGAACGGUUAUAUAUUAAAAAUGUAAUUCGAGAAUUAAUUAAUAGAAAAACAAAUAAAGUAAUGUUAGAUUGA
Entamoeba nuttalli P19 is the source of this 1032-nucleotide messenger RNA. RefSeq names its product Ulp1 protease family, C-terminal catalytic domain containing protein. The transcript has a single exon. NCBI's taxonomy places the organism in Eukaryota, Evosea, Mastigamoebida, Endamoebidae. Gene Ontology annotation, molecular function: cysteine-type peptidase activity. The record is from RefSeq and is a predicted model, not a curated record. Bases 1 to 1032 code for a protein of 343 amino acids. Gene Ontology annotation, biological process: proteolysis.